Messenger RNA from Aplysia californica (California sea hare), 13558 nucleotides. RefSeq names its product low-density lipoprotein receptor-related protein 6. Gene Ontology annotation, molecular function: protein binding. The record is from RefSeq and is a predicted model, not a curated record. Lineage: Eukaryota; Metazoa; Mollusca; Gastropoda; Aplysiida; Aplysiidae. The transcript is spliced from 19 exons. Bases 192 to 5201 code for a protein of 1669 amino acids.
UCUAGCCAAGGCCUAGCAGAGCAGCUUCACGUUGUGUUUGGGGUUCCCUACAUUCACAUUCAACUCCAGUCUAGAGAAGUGUGUGUGCGCUCGGGGUUCUGUGUGUGUUGUUCUAGCUACUCUGCAAGAAUGGCGGAGUUAAUCAUUCGCUAUAAGAGGAAUAAAUACCAAGAAUUGUGAAGGUUGGAGGGAUGGGAGAAGGAACGAGCAUCCCUGCCUUCAUUGUGGGUCUUGCAUGGAUUUCAACACUUUGUUACGGUAACCCACUGCUCCUAUUUGCCAACCAUGAGGACGUCCAAAUAAUCGAUGUGGCCAGCCCCACGUCCAAUGGCACCAUCCUGAUAUCCGGCCUGGAGGACGCCGCUGCCGUAGAUUUCAUCUACUCAGACGGCGUCAUCUUCUGGUCAGAUGUCAGCCUGGAGGUGAUCAAGAGAGUGUACCUUAACGACACCAAACACCCGAAGACGGUGGUGGCCACAGGAUUGGUCUCUCCAGAUGGGCUCGCCUGCGACUGGCUGGGGAGAAAGUUGUACUGGACGGAUUCCGAGACCAAUCGGAUAGAAGUCAGCAAUCUUGAUGGAGAACAUCGCAAGGUUUUGAUCUGGCAGAGGCUGGACCAGCCCAGAGCCAUCGCCUUAGAUCCCGAAAAUGGCUACAUGUACUGGACUGAUUGGGGAGAGACGCCCAAGAUUGAGAAGGCUGGCAUGGAUGGCAAUGAAGAAACUCGCUCUGUGAUAGUCAGCAAGAAUAUCCAUUGGCCCAAUGGUCUCACCAUUGACUAUGCAGAGUCUAAAAUAUACUGGGCUGAUGCCAAGCUGAGCCUGAUUCACAGUUGUGAUUUUGAUGGAGGGAACCGUCGGCCCGUUGUGGAAGGUUCUCUCCCUCACCCCUUUGCCUUAACCGUGUCCGGAGACAGCCUGUACUGGACUGACUGGCACACCCAUUCCAUUCAUGGAUGUAACAAACUGACUGGUGCUAAGUGCUUUUUAGUGUUGGAUGAUAUCUACGCUCCUAUGGAUAUUCAUGCUUUCAUGCCCAGCAGACAACCCAAUGAUUUAUCCAAUAUCGGAGGUCGAAACAUGUGUGGAGACAACAAUGGGGGCUGCUCUCACCUCUGCCUUAUGUCGCCAACACCGCCUUACUUCACCUGUGCCUGCCCCACCGGCAUUAGGCUGCUGGCUGACCAGAGGACGUGUGCUAAAGGUGCAGAAAAGAUACUGUUUCUGGCACGACGUCAAGACAUCCGACAGAUUUCCUUAGACACACCUGACUACACGGAUGUGUUGCUGCCCCUUGACCGUGUGAAACAUGCCAUUGCCCUGGACUAUGACAGCACCUCGGGGUUUGUGUACUGGACAGAUGACGAAGUACAGACCAUACAGAGAGCUCAGCUGGACGGGUCAGAGCAAGAGACUCUGGUGGACACGGAGGUGGAUGAUCCUAAUGGCAUUGCCAUCGACUGGAUUGCUCAGAAUCUCUACUGGACUGACACAGGCACCGACAGGAUCGAAGUUUCUCGACUAAACGGAAGCUCUCGGAAAGUUCUCAUAUCUGAUGGGCUGGAUCAGCCACGAGCCAUUUGUCUUGAUCCAGAGGCUGGGUACAUGUACUGGACGGACUGGGGCAAGAAACCACGAAUUGAAAAGGCCUACCUGGAUGGGACCAAUCGUAUAGCAGUGGUCAGCACAAACCUGGGCUGGCCUAAUGGUUUGGCCAUUGAUCUGGAAGAGCGCAAGUUGUACUGGGGUGAUGCCAGGAAAGACUGUAUAGAAGUGUCGGACCUCGAUGGACGGAACAGACGGAAACUUGUCACUGAAAGACUUCCGCAUAUUUUUGGAUUUAGUCUCCUCGGUGAUUACAUAUACUGGACAGAAUGGCAAGACCGCACUAUUGAACGUGUAAACAAACACACUGGAUUGAACCGCACGAAAAUCAUUGCACAACUGCCAGAUCUAAUGGGUUUAAAAGCAGCCGAUGUGAAUCGAGUUACUGGGACCAACACUUGUGGCGAGAAUAACGGCAACUGUAGCCACCUUUGCUUGUUCCGGCCGUCGCCGAAGAAGCACGUCUGUGCCUGCCCCAUGGGGCUGGAGCUGCGAGCUGACGGCCAGACCUGCAUUGUGCCGGAGGCCUUCCUCCUCUUCUCCAGUCGCUCGGACAUCCGGCGGAUCUCUCUGGAGACCAACCAGAACAACCAGGCCAUUCCAAUCCAAGGCGUCCAGAAAGCCAUGGCCAUUGACUUUGACAUCACAGACAACAGGAUUUACUGGACCGAUGUGGAGCUGCAGCACAUCAGUCGAGCUUUCAUGAACGGCAGCUCCCUACAGCACAUCAUUCAGUUCGGUCUGGACUACCCGGAGGGUAUGGCCGUGGACUGGGUGGCACAUAACAUCUACUGGGCCGACACGGGCAAGAACAGGAUUGAGGUGGCCCGCCUGGACGGGUCCUCGCGGAAAGUCUUGGUCUGGAGGAACCUGGAGGAGCCGAGAGCUCUUGCGUUAGACCCUCCUAAUGGGUUCAUGUACUGGACGGUGUGGGGAGAUGAGCCGGUGUUGGAGAGAGCCCACCUGGACGGGACGCACCGUAAGGUCCUCAUCUCCAAAAUCGGACACGUCCAGGAUCUGACCAUUGACUACGUGGACCGACGCCUCUACUGGACGGACGUCAGCGACCACAGCAUAAAGUCCUCGGACAUGAAUGGUGGUGACCAGAGGCUGGUGGUACAGUCCCAGAUCCGGCAGCCAUUGGGCCUAAGCCAGUACCAGGACUUUGUCUACUGGACAGAUUUCAAACGCAAGACCAUCGAGAGGGCCAACAAAACAGAUGGUCUGAACCGCACCAUGAUCCAGGGGGAGGUGGACCUGGUCAUGGACAUUCUGGUCUUCCACACCUCACGGCAAUCUGGAAGCAAUGCGUGUGGCCGGAACAACGGAGGCUGCUCUCACCUUUGCCUGGCCCACCCUGCGGAGAACUCAAAGAAUACAAGCCACUACUGUGCCUGCCCGACGCACUACACGCUAAAUGAUGAUCAGCUCACCUGCUCUGCCCCUGAGCAGUACCUGCUGUUGAGCACCAGAAACGCCACCAUACGUCUGGUCAUCCAGUCAGACAACGCGGUGGACAACCCCGAGGUGGUGCUGCCCAUCAACGGCAUGAAGAACAUCCGGGCCCUGGCCUACGACCCCGUGGGAGAGUUCAUCUACUGGAUCGAGGGGCGUCAGAAGACCAUCAAGAGGGCCCACGACAACGGGACAAUGACGAGUGUUGUGGUGAAUGAGCCGAAGAACGUGUUCCAGCCGUUUGACAUAGCAGUGGACCCGUACGCAAGAACGCUGUACUGGACCUGCACCUCCAACAACGUCAUCAAUGUCACCCGCAUCGACGCUUUCCGCUCUCCCAUCGGGGUCAUUAUGCAGUCCAGCGGUGGUUUCAAACCUAGGUCCCUGGUGCUGUAUCCAGAGAAAGGGAAAAUGUUCUUCACCAACAUGGUGAGCUCUCCACGCAUUGAGAUGGCUCUGAUGGAUGGCUCAGAGGCAAUCACACUCUUCAAGAACGUCCUGGUUCACCCCCAAUCCUUGACCAUUGACAAGAAGGAGAACAGGCUGUAUUGGGCAGACUCCCGGCUCAACCGAAUUGAGUUAUCUGAUUUGACAGGAGGCAACAGGCGUAUCUUGGUGGAUGGACAGGUGGACAACCCUCGUGGUUUGGCUGUAUAUGGAAAGUUCCUGUACUGGCUGGCCAGGGAGCAGAACAAUGUGGAGCGGAUCCACAAGAAGACUGGCAACAAGCGUUUCUGGGUGCGGGGUCGAAUCCAAGGCCUGAGCGACAUGAUCGCGGUAGAGCACUCGAUGUCAGCCUCGUGGCACCCGUGCUUCCGCAACAACAGCGGCUGCUCCCAUCUGUGCUUCAUAACGGAGGACCACAAACCCCGUUGCUCCUGCCCCAUCCACCUGGUGCUGAAGAGUGACCGUCAGACCUGCUCGGAGCCGCCCACUUGUGCUUCAGACCAGUUCAAGUGCACCAGUGGGGGCGUCCAGUGCAUCCCCCUAGUGUGGAAGUGCGACUAUUCCCCCGAGUGCGAGGACAGCUCGGACGAGGAGAACUGUCUGGAGUGCAGGGGAGACCAGUUCAAAUGUUCGGAUGAGAAGUGUGUGGAUGCGGCACACCGAUGUGAUGGGCAGGACGACUGUGGGGACGGCUCUGACGAGAGGAAUUGCUGUGAGGAGGGUGGGGAGAACUGCAAGUGUGCCGACUGCGCAGGUCAGCCGGACUGCACUGACACCAACGGGAAACUUUGCCCAGAGAAGGGGAGCCCGGAUAGGAACAAGUCAUCGAAGAACUACACCAUCGCCAUUGUGAUUGUGGUGGUUGUGUUUGUUGUGGUGGUCAUCAUAUUGAUUCUGGUGUGUCGCCACAAGACUAGUGGGGCGCCGGUGGACGACGACAUCGUCAUGGUGAAGAAACCCUUGAACCCACCAGCUGCUGCUCUAGCCGAGGGCUCAAGCCCUCAUAACACUCUGAUCCGUGGCAAGUCGCAGGCAACUGGCUUGUCCAUGGGCUCUGGUUCAGGUCCGCCAUUCUACGACCGAAACCAUGUGACGGGGGCGUCGUCCAGCAGCUCCACAGUGACCCAGUACCCCCAGGAGACUCUGAACCCCCCGCCCUCCCCGGUCACUGACCGCUCUGUAUACACUGCACCCACUGGCGGGAUCUACGUCUCCGUCAACAGCCUGGCCUCCUCCGUGCAGCGGUCCGGGGUGGGCAGCGCGGGGGGUGGGGUGGGCGGUGGUGGGGGUAGCAGCAGCCGCAGGCGGAACCACCACCGCCGACACCAUCACCAUCACCACCACCACCACAUUCCUCCCCCGCCCACCACCCCCUGCUCCACAGAUGUGUGCGAGGACAGCGAGCCCUACCACCCACACAGCACGCCCCUCCACUCCUCCACACCCGCCAACAAGUACCGGGCUCGGUCCUCCCGCUCCCGGUCCGCCCGGUCCAAUGCCAAAAAAUUUAAGUACUAUUUCAAUAACUCUGUGGUAGAGCUGAACUAUGAUUCAGACCCUUACCCACCGCCGCCUACACCCCGCAGUCAUUACUUCUCGGAUGAGAUCAGCUGCCCUCCAUCACCGUCGACAGAGAGGAGCUAUUUCAAUCCAUACCCCCCGCCCCCUUCCCCUGUUGCUACCUCAGACUGCUGAUCUAUAGAUAAGGAGAGUCCAUUUACAUGUGACUGAAGACCCACCUCAGUGCAUACGCCAAAGAUUGGUCAGGUCUUGCCCCCCACCCCCUAGCCACUCAAUGCUCUACAUUGUACCAUUUUUGCUGUGGUUUUUUUUUUUUUAUUGCCAGAACUUUCUACUGUUGUUUCUGUAGGAAUAUUUUAAAUGAUUAUGUGUCUGAUACACACUUUUCAGUAAACUGGGAUACACUGGAUGAGAGAGAAUGCUUUUCCGGACUUUCUGGUCCCUUGAACAGCAUGCAGUCAUGCCAGUACAGAUAUUAGGGCAUUUAGUCAAAUGAGCACUGUAUGGAAAUCGGGGCAUUUCUGAUAUUUAUAUUAUUGUCAGUUGUAUUUUGUUGUUGCUUUUUUGUAAAAUGGAUAUUUUUUACAGUCUAGAAUUCCUGUCCCUAAGAACAAGAUAUUGGUCAGAAAAUAAACUACAUGCUUAAUCUGAAGACAGCAGUAAACCGAAUGGUACGGAGGACAUUUCUACCAUUGCAACAAACAUCCAUGGCUGGUACCUUGGAGGAGAAGUCAGAUGUUGUUAGAGAGGGGUUUUUUCAUUCAAAAGCCUGUGUCAGUUUGGCAUGAAACUCCAAUUCCACAAGCUCUUCUCGUUACCUUUCAACAAAGGGGUUGGCAUGUAAGAUUUUAUAGAGAGUAUUACAUAAAAGUUUGUCAGAUAAAAUAUUUUAAAAAUUGUGGUCCAGGUGCUAUUAUUAGCACAGAAUUGUAUGUACCAGUUAACCCAAGACUCUGAGAACCUGAUAUUAAAACUUUAUACAGAUUUUGUCUUGUUUUGAUAAGCUCUUUUUAUACAUGUAUAUUUUUUACUUAGUGGUCUCUCAUGCCACUUUCUGCUGAAUGAAAUGGAAUUCUUUGUGGCUGAAGUUUUAUACAUUUCUGUCCGGCCCUUUGACAGGAUAGGUGUGAAAUUUAGCUUUUUUCUGGUGUGAAAAUUCAGUGAUGUUUAAAAGUUGUUCAUCAAAAUCCAGGGCCGGGGGGAUUUUGGGGGAUAUCUUUUCUCCUAAUUUGAUCAGGGUCAACUUUGCAGCAUGUUUUUGUAGUGUCUGUUCCUUGUGGAUAGGAAGAGGAUCUGGUCAUCUUAUCUCUGCUUAUCAUCAAACACUUUGUUGGAAUGAUUUCAAAGUGUUCUGUAUUUUUUAACCGUAGUGCAUUUAUCUCAUUUUUGUAAUGGACAUGGUAUGUACUUUCAUUUUAAAAAAGGUCAAAAUGGUUUGAGAAAGCUUUAAUAUGGAUGACUUGUGUGAUUGUGUACCUUACAAUAUGUUUUCUGUUUCAUUUGAGUUUUAAGUAUGAUUUGUUUGAGAGCCAAGAAAGUUGAGGCUUUGUAAAUGUGUACAAAUGUUACAGUAUUGUUAUGAUGACUUCAGUUAUUGAAGUAGGUUCCCACCGUCUGUCCGCUCUAACCAGGCAGGGACUGCAGUUUGUGUUAUAUAUGUCUUUGGCAAUCUAUAGAGGUUCAGGUAGAGAUAAAGUCUGUUUUUGUCCAAGGAGCCAUUCUGUUCUGGUCUUCACAUGAUGGCAUGAUAUGUAAGAUUGUUGGGUGAAAAGAUUUUCGGAACAAUUCAAGCUUCCUAAGACUCUUAGGGAAAAUUAAAAGGGCCUAAUUUUAUGAAGUUUUGUUUUCAUCGUCGUCCCACCCUCACCCUUUUUUUUUGUCCACACUAAAUGGCAAGUAAUACGAAAUCAAAUUUUUACUUCUUGAUAAAUGUUAUUAGAGAAGAAAUGCCUGUUGUUAAGAAUUACAUUGUCAGUUUUGUCUUGUUAGCAUCAGUAUCAACUUGUUAAGGAAUGUCAAAUCUUGUCAAAGAGAUUUUCUGACUGAAUCUUCAUUUCUCCUUCCUCUUCUCAUUUGGCAAUUGUAUCAGUAUUUCAUUAUUUUUGCUGUUCAAAAGAUUGUCUUUUUUUGUAACCUUAACCCUUCCAGCCCCAUGCGCAUAUCUUUUCAGCAGAGCUUGUACCUCCGACCGUCCCAAGAGCGUUUAUUCUCAGUUCCGGGGGGUAUCAAAUUUGCACAGUUUUCAAAAUUAGGGCACCUAAUUAAACUUUAAUUUUCAUAAUAUUUGUUUAUUUACUUUUAACCCCUUCGUUGCUGUUAUGUCAUGAAAAUGCAUAAUUUUUAGCGCUGUGUCAUACCAUGUAUGUCAUGGAAGUUGGCAACAUUUGCUGCUCCUGGUUGCUUAUAUGACAUUACAUGUAGGCCUACAUCACACUAAUCAUCUGACUCUAAUUCUUCUGUACAGAGUUUUAGUCACAAGCGCUGCGUAGAUUCGUAUUUGGGAAUAAAAGAUGCAUGUAUUGGUACCAAAUUUGCUAGUAUUACUUUACUGCUGGGUUUGCAAGUGAUCGAUAAUCACAGAUCUAGGCUUGCGGGCGACCACGUGCUUUCGUAAAACAGAAACAUCGAAAUGACUUUAAAAAGCACAAUAAAUUGAUCUUUUUACUUAAAUUUGCUGGUUAUUCAAAAUUAUGAGUAAGAUGGGAGGAAAUGGGGAAUAAGAACAGUGAGAAAAGUGACAGACGAAGACCAGGUGUCCGAAAUAUGUCAUGAGUGAUCUAGAGAUCUAGACCGCGUGUCUAUUAACACUGAGACAUUAGGCUUCUGUCCUGGGAAACAAGCUCAGUUGAAAAUCGGUGCUGACGGUAGGUAUACAUACCCCUUGGCAACAAAAAUAUUAAACAUUGUUGUAUAUUAUUAUCUUAACCUCAUUACAAAGAUACUACAUCACUUUUUUAAAAUGCAUGCCUCUUUCUCUGAAAUACUGCUGUAUUUUUCUGGGACUGGGGUAAGGGAGUGCAGAAAAAUGGCUCCGGCUGGAAGGGUUAAAUGUGGUAGAAGUUAAUUUAAGUCUUGCCUUAAGUGUGUAUAUGGGAUGGGGGAGACCGUAGUUUGGUUUGGCUCCAUAGCUGAAGUACAUUUAUACACAAAGUGUUGCCGUCACCGUUGUCUACCAUUGUUUUUUCACCACAUACAUGGACAAAAAGCUAUGUAAGAUCACUAAUUCUAUGUUGUCUGCAGGACGUUCAGUGGUUGGCGGCAAAGGUUUUCAGGUUGAUUAUAUUUGUAUACAUGUUGUACAAAAUUUUUUAAGUCUGCUGAUAUGAGAUCUGCUACUGCUACCAUCACUAUGAAUUUAUUUUCUUUCCGUUGAUCUGUUUUUAGUUUUUGUUUUGCUCUGGAGCUGUUCCCUUCGUAUGGCUGUUCUGUUGUGGUAGACCCUAGUCUACCGACUCUUUUUUUCUAUUGUUGAUUUUGUUAACUCAUUUAUUUGAAUGUAUAGAUCUGUUGAUUUAUUUAUGUUGGAUAUUUUCUUUGAAUCUAUGUACUUGUUUCUUAAAAAAUUUUGAAAGGGAGCUGAGUGAUUUUAAUAAAUAUAUCUAUGUGAUUGGCAAAGGAAAAAUUAAGUGAUAUGAAAUAUUAAUGUUGAAGGAAUAAAGUGAUAGUUUUUACUGGUCCUAAAAUCUCAGACUGUGUAACAUUUCAUCGCUUGGUGUUAAGUGCUUGGACUGAUUUGGUGAUCAAAGAGAUUUACAAGAAGUCAGCAGUGUUCGUCAUAGUCUUGACUUCCAUUUGAGAUGAAAAUGCGAUAAAUUUGAACUAGUCUUUUAACUUUGGGGGGGUGGGGGGGGUAUUUUUUUUAUAGCAAAUGAGGCUCCAGCAAUCUAGGGAAAUCAUUCUUAAAUAAUUAAGAUGGUUUACAGUAAACAUUUUUAAAAAUAUAAUUAGCCAUCACAGUUAAUUGAUGAUCUUAAAGACUGGCAUUUUGCCAAGUAACACUUUAAGAUUGUUUCUAACCUUGCAUGGAACAUCUGAAAAAGGAAGUGUGGAGAGAGUAUUUUUAUGAAAUAGAUACAUAAUGUUGAAGUUGGGUAAUUGAAAGCAAUUUGUUAAAAAGUAGGACAAGUAAAUCAUGUUGUAACUUGAUUAAGAUACAAUGUCUGGAAUGUCAGCCUCCCUUUGUAUAGAGCCAGUAUAGCCAGUGAACCAGAUGAUUCAUCCUGUAUAAGGAAGAUGUCCUAAUAAUGCCUACCUCACAAUAACAUAUAUAUCUUGUCCAGGUCCCCGAGUCACCAAAGUAAAGGGGGUUAUGUUUUGUUUUUAGUUAGAAAGGUUUAAGAAAAUGCCAAAGAAGUACCGGUAGGAGCAAAGAUUGCUCUUGAAGAAUCUUUGUGUGACAACUGCCAGGAGCGACUCUUCUUAUUUUGUGCGUGGGAUGCUUUGUUUAAUGAGACUUAUCUCAUAGUCUUUUCUAACACCUACCUUGCAACAGUGAUGCUAGUUUUGUCGGAGUGACUUGUGGAAAAUAAUUUGACUCUACCUCGUAUAGUUAGAAUAACUUUACACAAAAGCUCAGCUCAUUUCCGUGUUGUUGGAAAUUAGUGGGUUGGGACAUUGUUUCCUGCAACAGAUUUGAGAGUAUAAUGAGGGUGGACUGUAUUGUAAAUGCCUUCUCUUUAUCUCUCAGUAUACAAAAUUGUUUUUUGAAUUGUAGGAAAAUGGCAAUUUAAAACAUUAUCAAAGUUUUGUGAGUCACUUCCAGUGGUUUAGAUUUUUGUUAAGGCCGUGCAAGUGUUCACUUGCAAGCACAUGUCUUUUGUUCCGAGUUCUUUUCGAAAAACCUGCCAAAAGCUUUUUUCCCAAAUCUCAUCGCUUUCAGAGAGUAGUAGUAUGUAUGCAAGUCUCACCCUGAGGUAGUAAUUCCUGGGAUUGAUUUGUUUGUGACUCGUUUGUUUACAACACAUCCGUAUGCUUAGGGCUAUUGGAAUGUUUUUUCGUGUUCCCGGGAGUUUACUUGGGCCUCGCCAUGCGCGUUGCACACAGAAGUCUCUCUAUGCUUUCUUUGAUCCAUCACAGAAUCACUCAUCCUGUUUUACCAUUUAUGAAGCAUGGUUUCUUUUCUUUGAAGUUAUAUUUGUCAUUAGAAUGGAAGAUUUUUUCCAACAUGAUGACAAACUAUCUGAAAGUGAUAUACUGCAGUCUGACCCAAGUUAUAAUUGUACUGGUAUGCUGCGGUCAUGGGGUCAUGUUUUGUUGGAAGUGAUCACGUUUUGUAUGCCACUUUGCCCUUUUUUUUACAUCCCUGUAUAGGUCACAGGUUUUUAGAAGUGAUUUAUAUGUGUAUGUCUCUGAGUGCGCAUGCAAUUUUACCUUGCUGAACUGACUAGUAUGUUUUGCUUUAUGAUCAUGGAACUACAUAAGGGGUAUGUGAGGGUCAGUGCCAUGUGUUGUAUAGAUGGCUGCUAGCAGGGCAGGCUCUUUUCUUGCUUUUUCGUCAGGGUGAGAUUUUUUUCUUUAAAAUUUUUAUUUGCAAGAUUCAAAUUGCAAUGUUAUGGAUGUUAUUUCAUCUUUACUUUAAUGUGAAAAGAAAGGAUCCACUGAACAAAGAUGACAGGAGAGUUUGGAAAAGCCAACAGUACUAAUCUUUGACUGCCUUCUUAAGACCCUUCCUGGGGCCAGGUGUUUUAACUGCACACGUGGACUCCCAAAACAUAAAUCGUCUCUUACUUGUGGUCACAUACAGGUAAAUACUAUUACUAUCCAGAUUGCUGGAAAAUGCUGCAGAGAAUGACAUAAUUUCCUGGUACUAAUUGAUCAAGAGAAAAUGUUUUGUCAACAUUGUUUUGGUCAAAAACGUAUUUUGAGCUGUCUCAAAAAAAUGAGCAACUCUCAACGUCAAUAUUCUUUUCGUGUUAAGCAGAGUGAAUAUGGAGGUACUCUGUUUUCUUGCAACAACAAUGAUUUAUUUCUUGUGAAUAGAGUCCAUCACACUACACAAGUACUUUGGGAAAAAAAGAAAAAAAGUUUGAAUGCAAGGAAGGAUUUUGUAAGCUGCAGCGGCAUUUGCAUCUUGUGUUUUGUCAUUCUGAACAUAGCUUACAAACAGCAUCUUGUUUUUCCUGAACUCUGGAGACCGUCGCCUGUUCCAGUAGUGAAAUAAGUUCAGCUUCAGUGUUCAUACUAUCACAAUUCCUAAGUCAGAGCUUUCAAUUUUCAGGUAUUUAAUUUUUUUUAGAAAAACAGUUUGCCUUGUGCAUUGCCUGAUUCUUGCACUUGCAGGAAUGAUUCUGAAAAGUCUCCUAAUGUUAGGUAUUCUAUGAUGAGUAUUUGUGAUAGUAUUUGCAGAUUUGAUUGAUGCUAUUAAUAAAAGUAAAAGCAAAUUUUCAUUGCAUAAGAGCGUUGUAGCUACAAUGUGAGAAAUUUGCUGUGUGGUUGAUGCUUGUGUGAUUGUGCUCACACGUUUGAAUUAUGUGUAACUGCUCAUUUUGAGGUACCUGAUAUGUUUGUAGUUGGAACCGGAGAAGAGAGAGAGCCUUUUGACCAAAUGCGAGUAUGUCACAGUAUGUGGAUGGGUCAAGGGACUAGUUUAUUUGGAAGAGUUGUGUGUUGUUAUUGGAGCACAGGUGACCUGUAUGAUAGUCUAUAUAUCUGUACUUCCAGUUCACCUGAUAUUGGGUAUUCUUACUAUGAAUUUUUUCAAGUCCUUGACUUCUGCUGUAAUAUUAAUAAAUAUCUAUAUAGUUCUGAUUUAUUGAAUAGAUUGUUAACUUUAAGUUGCACAGAGUAGUUAAUUAAAGUUAAAAUCGAGAACAGAUGAUUUAGGUUUAAUAAUUUGAUUGAAGUGUUUUACUUUAUUUGUAGUAUUUGUAGCAACGUGGAGCAGUUUUCUAAAUUAUAUCCACUUUCUAAAGCAAGUCUCCUGUGUUCAAGUUCAAGAGGUAUAGUGUAGGAUUGAGGAAAAAUUGAAGUCUGUAAAACAAGGUAAUAAAAGCGCGUACAUUAUGUGCCUUACUUACACCCCCGCAGCAAGAACAAUUUUUUAAACUUGUUGAUGUUGAAUUGGGGGAGGGGUUGCUAGUUGCAAAAUGAAUUUACCCUACUUUAAGUAAGUGGGUUAGUUGUCUGUCAUGCAAAAUAAAGACAAGAGCAUAAAAUGAAUGUUUUCUAAACCUUUAACGGUGAACACAUACAUGUACUUAUUUUCAUUGAAAGUGGAAUGAAAGCGACUGAAAAAUGGGUACAAAUCCAUCGUACUUCAAAGUUAAAGUGAUGUGACUUGAUAACAAAAAUGUAGUCAUUUAUAUUAUUAUUAGAGUUUGCAUGUCUUUUUUCCCAUGUGCAUGAUGAUCAAUUUGUUGUGGGGAAAAUACUAAGAACGUAUUCACACUUGAGUGUUUCUUCUUGAGAAUGCUCAUGUAAACUAAAAAGGUGUGUCAUUUUCUCAAAACAUGACACCCCCCCUGCACAUAGCCAAUGUACUUUGACUGUUGCUAUGAACUGGAGUUGGAGACAGGAGAGGCUACAUUUCCCUGCCCUCGUUCUGCUGUGAGUAGUCUUUUUUUUUAGGCUGCAUAAAUCAUCUAUGUACAGUAAGAUGAUCAUGAGUUGAACAUGGAUCUUCUUUUAGAAAAUGUAUUUUUUACCUAUGCUCCGGUUAGUGUCCUGAAGUUCUAUUUUUAUGGAAAGAUAUUUGAUAUACAAGGAUUACAGCAGCUACCUAUGAACAACACCAGCAGGAGUCUCUUGUGAUAAAUUCUCCUGUCAAAUUUUCAAAUUCAUUCUCUUUUGUACUGUAGCAGAGUUAUGUGAUGCAAGACUGCGUGUGUGAUUUACUGUGAAAACAUGUGGCCAUAAGAAACUUGUUCUGAGUGUGAGCAUGGUUUGUUUUUAUGAAAGUUUUCCCAUAUAUUUUAUAAAUCUUUUUUUACUCAUGCGAUCUGUGACGACUGGCCAAUGUUUUGCUGUUCACCAUGCAGUUUUUGCUUUGUCCAGUGCAGACAUACAUGUAAUCCAUUAUUGGCCAAAUCCUUUUUGAAACACAGCCUAUGUUUUUAUUUUUAGUGUUCAAUGGGAAUCUGUUAUAUUUUGCUUCAGCUAAAUUCGGCUUCUGGUGUCAUACUCUUCACCACGCACAGACAAGAUGUCAAUUCAAUUCUCGCAUGGGAAAGAUUUUAUGGAGUCUUUUUUCUGCCGGGAUUAGUAAUCCAAUGCAGCAGAUGGUUGCCCCCAGCUCAAAAAAUGAUCCAAAUUGUGUAAAUUAGGGCAUACAAUAUUGACAAUGAAAAACUCAAUUGAAAUCAGGCUUGUCUGUAACUAUCACUGGAUGAAGCAAACACUGAUGGGCCAGUAAUAUGAUGAGUCCUCCCAGGUGUUGAAGAUGACUGGAUACUUAAGGUGCGAUCAUGUUGGUUAGAAAGUACACAAUAAUGGCUUUAGUUUAAGAAAUUUUAUGUAUAUAAUUUUGUUUUCAGUAAUGAAAAUGUUGAUUUAUAAUGCCAGUUGUAAGAAAUAAAAAGAUCCAUCACGAUGCA